AUCCAUAAUCGAAAGUUCUGCAUCUUCAUAAACUAUCCCUGGAAUUCGAUGUAUCUGGAAACACCGCUUAUCACCUAAGCCUACUACAUUACACAACUUUUAAGUAAAAGGAGGACAGAAGGACCCAAUGAGCCACCUAAACCAAACACAAGUGAUCAUGUUUGUGUUCUCUGGACUAACACAUAAUGAACAGCUUGCCCCAUUUCUCUUUACUUUUUUCUUGAAUGUUUACCUUGUUUGCGUGGUGUUUAACUUCGGCAUGAUGUUCAUAGUCCUUAAAGCCUCCAACCUCCACACUCCGAUGUACUAUUUCCUUAGUUACCUCUCGUUGGUGGACCUUUUCUACUCCUCAGUUAUAGCUCCGAAAAUGUUGGCUGACCUAAUGUCCAAGAUAAAGUUAAUAUCCUUUUAUGGCUGUGCCGUCCAGUUCUUUUUCUUUGAUGUUCUGGUCGUCACGGAAGCACUUUUACUUUCGUGCAUGGCCUAUGACCGAUAUGUUGCUAUCUGCUGCCCUCUGUUUUAUGUUUCCGUUAUGACCAACAAAAAGUGCUUGAGUCUCGUUUUCCUUAGUUUUUCCAUUGCUUUCUUGCAAUCCGUAAUACAAACCAGCUGUGUGUUCAGUCUUGAGUUCUGUGGCCCAAACCUCAUAGACCAUUUCUACUGUGACGUACCACCACUGCUUCACCUGGCCUGCUCCAGCACUCUCCGGUGUAAUUCAAUAACGUUCUUCUUUGUAGUUGUUUGUGGUGUAGGUUCAUUGAUGCCUAUCUUGGUGUCAUACACUUUUAUCGUUUCUUCCAUUCUACAGAUAAAGUCCAGUCAUGGGAGACAGAAGGCAUUUGGUACUUGUUCCUCACAUCUCAUGUGCGUCUCUAUUUUCUACGGAGCUGUUUUUUUCAUUUACCUCCAUCCUCCCAACAGCGCCCUUCAGAUUCAAGACAAGUUGGCGUCCGUGUUUUACACAGUCAUGAUACCAAUGCUGAACCCUCUUAUAUAUAGCAUGAGAAACCAAGAGGUGAAACGGGUUAUCAAGAAAACACUUCACAUACAUCGCUGAUGUA
Molecule: messenger RNA, 1061 nt
Organism: Rana temporaria (common frog)
Lineage: Eukaryota; Metazoa; Chordata; Amphibia; Anura; Ranidae
Product: olfactory receptor 8D1-like
Exons: 1
Coding region: 128-1057 (309 amino acids)
Biological process (GO): G protein-coupled receptor signaling pathway; sensory perception of smell
Cellular component (GO): membrane
Molecular function (GO): olfactory receptor activity; G protein-coupled receptor activity; odorant binding
Source: RefSeq, a predicted model, not a curated record